Messenger RNA from Cucurbita moschata (crookneck pumpkin), 995 nucleotides. RefSeq names its product putative GEM-like protein 8. The transcript is spliced from 4 exons. The coding region runs from base 128 to 811 and encodes 227 amino acids. Lineage: Eukaryota; Viridiplantae; Streptophyta; Magnoliopsida; Cucurbitales; Cucurbitaceae. The record is from RefSeq and is a predicted model, not a curated record.
ACUCAGCUCAAAGCUUCAUGUUUCAAUGUCUCACCAUUUAUAAGAGUUGGAGGAAGAACAUUGAUCAUCCCCCCUCACUCCUUUACCUUGUACAUUAAUUCAUACAUACAAGUAGAAGCAGAAGAAAAUGGAUGCUUUGAUGACACGAGAAGUUGCCGGGAUCCUUGUUGGCUCCACGGCGUUUCAGCCGGUUGAGAAGUCGCUGAAGAGACUGUUGCCUGCUCCGAUCGGUAGUCAAUCUCCCGAUGGCGAACCCCGGGCGACAAAACAAUGUAGGGAGGAUGCAGUUGUUAGCAGGGGGAGCAAGGUUGGGAGUUUUGCCCAUGGAGUUAGAGAACAUGUUGCAGUGAGAUUAGGACAAAAGAUCAGAGAAACAGUGAAGGGAAAGUUAAACUUGGGAGCAAAGAUUCUUCAAGUUGGUGGGUUGAGGAAAGUUUACAAGCAGUUAUUUAGUGUAAGAGAAGGAGAGAAGCUAUUGAAGGCUUGUCAAUGCCAUUUGUCAACAACAACAGGACCUCUUGCAGGUCUUCUCUUUAUAUCCACACACAAACUAGCUUUUUGCAGUGACAAAUCACUCAAACUUUCUUCCCCAACUGGAGAGCUCCUAAGAUUUCAUUACAAGGUAGUGAUUCCAAUGGGGAGGAUAGAGAGAGUGAACCAAAGUAAGAAUGUGAUGAAGCCUUCACAGAAAUACUUGGAGAUAGUAACGGUGGAUAAUUUUGAUUUCUGGUUCAUGGGGUUCCAAAAUUUCCAAAAAACAUUCAGAUUUCUUCAACAAGCUAUCUCGCAUGAGUGGAAGACUAACUGCUAGUUAUGUUUGGAACUUGGAAGAAUAUGUUUAGCAGAAGUGUUUUCUUUUCUAUUCUAUUCCUUUCGGUUUCCUUGUGCUUCCUAGGAUUUACUUAAUGGAGCCAAGGAAAGCUAGAUAGACACAUUUGUCUCAAUUUGUACAAAUUUCAAUUAGUAUCAAUGUAAGUUGAUAUAUAUUAUGUGUA